Molecule: messenger RNA, 3490 nt
Organism: Ixodes scapularis (black-legged tick)
Lineage: Eukaryota; Metazoa; Arthropoda; Arachnida; Ixodida; Ixodidae
Product: transmembrane 6 superfamily member 2
Exons: 6
Coding region: 104-697 (197 amino acids)
Source: RefSeq, a predicted model, not a curated record
CUUCUACGACGUAGCGCUGUUCUGGUGUGGGUGCAGCGUAAACAGCACGACGGUACUCCUCUUGGGCGUUGCCACAGGCAAACAUGGUAUCACGCCGGGCGCCAUGUUCUAUCUGGUCGUUGCGGUGAUGGCACCUUGCUUUUUGUACCAACUGCGGCAUCAGAGGAUCGUUCAAACGAUGACCGGACCCAGGAAGCGUUUGAAACACCGCAAGGGGGACAUCAUGUUUCUCUGCUACCUGUGCGCCGCCGGCUUCAUUGCCAUCUUUAGAGGCUUGGCAGUCCUCGGUACGAACGUCGGCUGGAUAACUCGUUACGUGACGUUUGUGGAGCCUUACCUGCUUCAAAGGGACCCGGCACCUUUCGCAAAGAUGCAGAUGCUAGUCUACCUCUUUCAUCACCUUCCACUGCAAUUUGCAAGUGCCUUUGCACUGCUGGUGCCUGGCUGCCAUUGGAUGCCCGAUUUGAGUGUCUUCAUGGCUGGUGCCAUGCUUCAGGGCCAGGUGGCACACAUCGGAGCGUCGUUCCACCCCCGGACGCCGUACGUGAUGCGGGUGCCGCCGGAACCGGCGUCAUGGGUCACCUUCUGGACGGUGAACCUGCUGCUGGCCUUGGGACCCCAGUUUCUGGCGUACAGAUGUCAGGGCGACGUCGACUUCUUUGCGCUCCGCUCGGUGGGCGACCGCAAGCUGUCGUAGCCGUGGCUGUCCCUGCUCUACGGGUUGUCGUUCUCUGUAAUGCUUUUGGUUCGGCUCUUGAGAGAGAUUGGCACGAGGCUGAUUGGCACGAGUCCUUCGCUCCUUCACCUCUAAUUGACAGUGUGGUGGGAGCUACGCGUCCACCGGCCCAAUCACUCGCCACCCUUUCAUCACCUGACCCCGUCCUCUUCGCCACGCGAAAGACGGACCUAGGACUGGUCCAAAGAGCAUGUGGCUUUUACCAUACUGUCAGCUUAGGGGCAAAUGGACUAUAAUAUAGUCCAUUCUAAAUUUCAGUCAUUUGCACUGUAACUUUUUUUUAUUGGGAUUUCCUCUACAAGGUUCUCGUCCUUGGAAGUGCUUUCAUCUUGUUUGUGGAAUGGGAUUGGCAUGAGGUUGAUUGGCACGAGUGAUAAUUCAUGUCUGGUGACACCCUCAAUUUUUAAAUUUCAAUGUGACCUGCAGCCUUCUUUUUUUUUUUUUUUUUUUCAUCAGACGAUUUUUUGUACAAGUGUAAGGUAAGCAGUGGUCCUUGUUUCAAGGCAGGCGAAGUGCAGCACCUCAGGAACAACCCCUGGAAUCUCUAACAGAAUUUCAAGAUGAGUUAUAGUAGUACAACCCCAAAUGCACAUUUCGGAGCAUCAUAAGUUUUAUAAUAAUUUUUGUUAUAAUUUUUUAUAUAUUGUUCUUAUGUUUUUCUCAAAUAUUUUUCCACUUAUUUAUAUAAUUUUUGACAGAGUUGGGACGUAUAACUUCCAAUAUAUCCUUGGUUGGGCUCGACCGUCUUUACAGAUUAAGCAGCUUUGAAAGAAGACUAAUCUUGAAAUUUGUGACCAGAUAAUAAAGAAAGCGCUACAGAACCUUUCUCGACCACAAUGAGGUUCGAAGGGUCCCUCGUUUGCACAUCUUCUUUACAAUACUUUAGGGUCCAGCAUGUCAUGGUUUCACGUGUCCUAAUCACUCUUUAGUCAUACUACAACUAACUUUAAAAAGAAAAAAACAUCUUGUGGAACCUACUUCUAUGUUCAAAUUAUGAGAGGCUGAUGAUAGACCUAACAUUAUUAUGUUAACAUCAUCUUAAGGGAUAUUGUCACAUUGUCUUUUUCUCCAGAGUUUGCAAUCCCAGUUGUAGACCUGAUUAUUUUUUUGUUCGAGUAGCAUUUUUUUUUUAUGGUAUCUUCCGGUUAGAGUGUUUGUUAUGACACAUUGUAGUUUUUACAACAGCACACGAACUAGAGAGAAAGUAAUGUCAUCAGCAGUGCACAUUCUAAAGUUCUUGAGUCAUAAGGUACAAAAACCUUUCAAAAUCGAGGCUCACCGGGAAGAUUUAAAGUUCAUCAGCCAGCGGCUGACUCUUUUAGCAGAUAGCCCUAGCUAUAGUAGUGCCGGUUGUCCUAAGUCGUAAAUCGCUGGAUGGUUAACCUGCAACUUGUAGAGGCAGCUGUGCAAAUCUGAUUUUGUUGUGGUUUCAGUCAGUUCUUUGUCCACCAAAGUUUUUCUGUUGUAGGUAGAUAAGCUAUGUCAAGACCAGUGUUUCCAUGUAAAAAUAUUGUAGUAUUAUUACCAAGGUGUGAGUGGAUAGCUUUUUUGUGCAACAUUGAACUCAAGUGCCCUUUGAAAAUAUACGGUUGCAGCUGUAGAAACGCUUGUAAUUUUUUUAUGGAAAGGGACUAUUGCCAUAUCUUUCAUCGCUUGCUGUCACCUCCUAAUGAGGCCUCUAUUUAUUGCUUUUUUGACUUUGAUGUGCCUUUAUUCAGUACCUUCCUCAUUGCCCAUACUAUUUAUUGGGCAGCAUUUGUGGAGGAAAUGAAUUUCCAGUUUCAUGCUUACUUGGUAUAGUGAAGCUAAGCAGAAGGACUGCUGAAGUUCAGUGGUUACUUUUGCACUUUUCUGUGACACGGCUUGAACGUGUCCCUAUCUACAGAUAAAUGGGAGCAGUACUUAUGGGCCAGAGGUUUACAGUUCACAUCAGUGCUCUUAGGUAAUGGUGCUUUCGUUAGAUUAUAUAGAGGCUUCUCAUCCAAGAGCACGAGUCAUCUCAGACAGCCCUUACCUGCAUGGGCCCUGCCCUUGUCGAGAGCAUUUGAAACGGUUUUUGAUUCCUCGAGAAGUUUGCAUUUCGUAAGCAUAACGGCAGCCAACAGUAUAUGCCAACGAGGUAGUCGGAGUUUGUCGAAGUCGACUUGUGCUGCGACUGCUAUGCUACUGAUGUGGUAGGGGUAGUAGUAGGUUGUAGUAGUUUACAAAAUGCCUUACAGCGAUCUUGUCGGCAAAAAGACUGUGAUUUAUAACGAGUGUUGGCUUCUUGUGACCUGCACUUUGUAGAUCUCUAACCGUGUGUUACGAUUUUUGUUUUAGGGUUCUGCGGCGCUUUUGUUGCAAAUGUUUUAAACUAGGUUCAGUAUUUUGGACUUUGAAAGGUCACAGACGUUUAAAGUAAUCCAAAUAGUCACCUCUUAAUAAGUUGUUUUGGUACAUCGGGAAAAUAAUUUUGGAAGAAGCAAACACUGAUGUGCCUUUGGAUGUUUUUAUUUGUGCUUUGUUCUUGAAGCUAUAUUUAUUUUUUGUCUCUGGCUUUGUUUAUUGUUUGUUCUCAACACUGAAGGUAGCGCGUUUUUAGAGCGGUAUUAAAAAAUGCUUUUUUCUUUAAUUUUUUUUUAAAGUUUGGUUAGUUAACAGGUUAAAUGCAAUUGCCUCGAUUGUUAAAGAGUACAAAUGCGACACAGAAUUACAUAGCGUACACGCACGGUGCCACCGUUAAUCGAAUUAUUGAAUAAAUGAAUUUCUGCAGAA